Geodia barretti is the source of this 2682-nucleotide messenger RNA. NCBI's taxonomy places the organism in Eukaryota, Metazoa, Porifera, Demospongiae, Tetractinellida, Geodiidae. The record is from the annotation of a GenBank genome assembly.
CUCUUGCACGUGAGCUCAUCGGCAAAAAGUAGAGAAAAAGUAGGGGCCUUGACUUGAAGGGAAGUGGUGGAUCAGGGCUAGUUCCAGAGGCGUGCCGAGCGAGCGAAGGAGGAGAGGGAUGUCUUACGACGUGAUAGCCAGUCAGCCCAUCGUCAUAGACAAUGGAUCUGGGGUCAUAAAGGCUGGCUUUGCUGGGGAAGACUAUCCAAAGGUUCACUUCAACAGCUACAUUGGGAGACCGAAGCAUGCACGGGUGAUGACAGGAGGGCUGGAAGGAGACAUGUUCAUGGGACCCAAGGCAGAGGAGCACAGGGGGUUGCUGAACAUAAAGUAUCCUGUGGAGCAUGGAAUAGUGACAGACUGGAACGACAUGGAACAGAUAUGGACAUACAUAUACUCGAAAGAGAUGCUAGCGGCAGCUGCAGAAGAUCACCCAGUGUUGCUGACUGAGGCCCCCCUCAACCCUAGAUCAAACAGAGUCAAGGCAGCAGAGGUAGACUCUGACUUCUUUUCUUUACAGUCACUCGCAACCUUUGUGUGUGGGUUUUUGUCACAGGUCUUCUUCGAAACGUUCAACGUCCCAGCACUAUACAUCUCCAUGCAAGCAGUCCUCAGUCUAUCUGUAGCCAAGAUCCUGGCUAUUCUAUGCAACCGGUCGCACAACUGGAGUGGUGCUGGACUGUGGGGACGGAGUGACGCAUGCAGUGCCAAUCUACCAGGGGUUUGCCCUCCCCCACUCCAUAAUGAGGUCGGACAUUGCGGGCCGAGACGUCACCCGCUACCUGAAGCUCCUCCUGAGAAGAGAAGGCCUUCUCUUAAGACCACCUCAGAAUUUGAGAUUGUCAGAACAAUGAAAGAGAAAGUAUGCCGAGUCACUCUGAAUCCUCAGAAAGAUGAGCAGAUUGACCAGGACCCCAUUCCAUAUCAGCUGCCAGACGGCUCUGUGGUGCAGAUUGGUCGCGCCAGUUUCCGGGCCCCGGAGCUCCUCUUCUAUCCUUACCUCAUUGGAGAGGAGAGUGAGGGGAUCCAUGAGGUGCUGGCAUACUCCAUUAGGAGAUCAGACUUAGACUUGAGAAAAACAUUCUACUCUAACAUUGUCCUAUCAGGAGGCUCGACCCUCUUCAAAGGAUUCGGUGACCGGUUACUCUCAGAGAUCAAGAAGCUGACUCCAAAGGACGUCAAAAUCAGGAUAUCAGCCCCUCAGGACCGGCUCUACUCCACCUGGAUGGGAGGCUCCAUUCUCGCUGCACUGGACACCUUCAAGAAGAUGUGGGUCUCGAAGAAGGAAUAUCGAUGACAAUGGAGCACGAAUCAUAGAUCAAAAGACCUUCUAGAAUCAUUUGUUGUUGGUGCACGAAUAUGCCAGUGAUGUAUACAUAAUGAAUGAGCUAAUGUUUGUCUGUACAGAGCAAUUUUGUUUUCUUUUUUAUCUGACCCCACCGCAGCAAUUAUGUGACAAAAAAUUUGCUGCCGUGCUUUGUGCUGAUUCAGCGUUUUCUAGUUAGAGCGCAGUGUGUGUGAGUGAUGUCCGCCGCGGGUUCGGAAGACGAAGACUACCAUUCGGCAGAGGAGGAGAGGGAAGCGGCGGUCACGGAAGAGAGGGACACCACAACAGACGCUGCGGAUGUUUCGAGAGGUUUGCAGGAAGCAACGCUGACGGAGAAAGAGAGCGAGAGCAAAGAUUCCUCGACAGAAAAGGUAGCCGAAAAGGCACCAGAAGAAUCGUUAACGGACGAGGAGAUCGCGGAGCGGAAGGAGCAAGCAGGCCGGCUGAAAGCGACUGGAAACGAAACAUUCAAAAGAGGAGAGUAUGCAGCAGGCUGCAGGGUGCUAUACGACUGCAAUAGAGAGAUAUCCGUCCUCUGGUUGUGCACACGAGGUUGCCGUGUGCUACGCCAACAGAGCCGCCUGCCACCUCAAACUGGAGGACUAUCAGAGUGUGGUUGAUGACACUACUAAAGCACUGGAACUGAAGGAGGGCUACAUGAAGGCUUACAUGAGGAGGGCACAGGCACAAGAGGCUCUGGAGAAGUACGAGGAUGCUCUAGAAGACUACAAGAAAGUACUGGAGUUGGAUCCCUCUCAGAUGGUGGCAAGAAGAGCCCUAAUGUACCUGCCGGAGAAAAUUUCAGAGCAGCGCGAGAAACUCAAGGAAGAAAUGCUAGGUAAACUGAAGGAGUUGGGGAAUGCCGUGCUCAACCCGUUUGGACUAUCAACAGACAGCUUCCAAUUCCAGCAAGAUCCCAACACCGGAGGCUACUCUAUCAAUUUCAAAAGAUAGCAUACAUCUAUUCUGAAUGAUGCUUAUAACAUCAAUGAAAAAUCGAUGGCCCGAUGAAAGCUGUGUAAUAGCUGCUCUGUGACAAUAGAACGAUAAUGUUCAGUGCUCAAAGAUACAAAAAGAUGCAAAUGAUGAAAAAAGAUGUGCUGCUGAAUAAAUCUUGUGCUGUAUUACUUUCCCCUAUGCUUGUAUAAAUGGGGUGUGUCAACCAUAGUACUGUAAAAUGGAUCACUCCACGACAAUAGUAGAAAUGGAGUGAGUCAGCUGAGCAGGUGAGAUUCGUUGCAGAGAGAUAGAGAAGGGUCUUACCACCUGAUGAGGCGGAGAUACACUGGAGGCUCUGCUACUGCUGAGACCUCCAGAGCUACUGACAGAUUCCGAGUAUUCUACCUGUGAGGGCA